Aspergillus viridinutans is the source of this 795-nucleotide messenger RNA. It is a transcript of the gene tpcG, whose product is annotated as oxidoreductase tpcG. The transcript has a single exon. Bases 1 to 795 code for a protein of 264 amino acids. NCBI's taxonomy places the organism in Eukaryota, Fungi, Ascomycota, Eurotiomycetes, Eurotiales, Aspergillaceae. The record is from RefSeq and is a predicted model, not a curated record.
AUGUCUACCUAUGCCAUCAUUGGCGCCACCGGCAACUGUGGCACCGCCCUCCUCGACAUUCUGUCGCGGGACCACAACGCAAAGGUCCACGCCUAUUGCCGCAACCGAGAGAAACUCCUGGCAUUGGUGCCUUUCCUCGUCGACAACAAGCGCGUUGAGGUCUUCCAGGGCAGUAUCUACGAUGUCGACCUCCUGGCCCAGUGCAUCAAGAACACCAAGGCCGUAUUCCACGUGGUGAGCACCAACACAAACAUUCCGGGCUGCAACGUCGGGCUCCAGACGGCCAAGUCCCUCAUUACGGCCUUGCAGCAAAUCCAGACCGCGGGCGCAUCUCCGGCUGCGGCGAAGUUGCCCAAGAUCGUGCUCCUGUCGUCCGCGACCAUCGACGAUCAUCUCUCGCGGAAUAUGCCGUGGCUUUUCCGGGCGAUCUUGUUGACCGCCGCGAAGCAUGUCUACGAUGACCUGCGACGGACAGAGGAGUUUUUGCGGGCCCAUGAAUCGCUCGUGACGACCAUCUUCAUCAAGCCCGGCGGACUGUCGGUCGACAAGCAGCGAGGCCAUCGGCUGGAUCUUGAUCACGAGGAGUCGUUUGUCUCCUACUUGGAUCUGGCGGCGGCAAUGGUAGAAGCGUCGGAUGACCCCGACGGACAAUACGAUAUGAAGAAUGUGAGCGUGGUGAACACAAAUGGCAGUGCCGGCUUUCCCCGGGGAACGCCAGGAUGUCUUUUGACGGGGUUGCUGCGGUAUUACUUUCCUUGGUUGCAUGCGUAUCUGCCCAGUCCUGGGCCGGCUUAG